CUGGUGGUCGGGCACAGAGUGGUGAUCUUGCAAACCAUUGAAUUGGUGGUGAAGAGCAGGAUUGAUGACGUCAGUUACCCCAAGAUCAAGAGUGUCAUACAGCUGGCAUCAGAUGAGAUGACUAAAUCAAAGGUGAGACAGCUGACUUACACUACUGUCCUAAAGUUUGGGGUCAUAUAUGGUAUGGUGCCUUUUCUCAAUGCUAUAAUGGGGACCAUGUUGCCCAUGCUGGGCAUGACCAAACAGGACAACAUGAAAUGGGUCUUCUCUUCUGCUCUCUGCCGCUUCAGUGAGAGCAUUCUAGAAUACCUGGCCAACCUGGACAAGGCUCCGGACCCCACUGUGCGUAAAGACACCUUCUCUAGUGAGAUAUACUCAGCCUACGACAUCCUGUUCAACAGCUGGAUCCAGAGCAGAGAGUCCAAGUUGCGUCUGACUGUUGCAGAGGCUCUUGGGUCAAUGAGUCACCUGAUGGCACAUGAUAAACUGGAAGAACAGCUUCCCAAACUCCUUCCCACUAUACUGGGCCUCUAUAAGAAGAAUUCAGAACACUACAUCAUCACCAAGAGCUUGUGUCAGGUCCUGGAGGCCUCUGUGAAUAUGGGCAGCAGAGUGCUGGAGACACAGAUUGAUGGUCUGUUACUCGCUCUGCACCAGCAG
This is a messenger RNA of Sinocyclocheilus grahami, 660 nucleotides long. Its product is annotated as maestro heat-like repeat-containing protein family member 1. The record is from RefSeq and is a predicted model, not a curated record. Gene Ontology annotation, cellular component: cytoplasm. The annotation marks the transcript as partial. The transcript is spliced from 5 exons. Lineage: Eukaryota; Metazoa; Chordata; Actinopteri; Cypriniformes; Cyprinidae.